Ipomoea nil (Japanese morning glory) is the source of this 2423-nucleotide messenger RNA. RefSeq lists its product as uncharacterized. The transcript is spliced from 5 exons. Gene Ontology annotation, molecular function: DNA binding; protein dimerization activity. The record is from RefSeq and is a predicted model, not a curated record. Lineage: Eukaryota; Viridiplantae; Streptophyta; Magnoliopsida; Solanales; Convolvulaceae. Bases 117 to 2297 code for a protein of 726 amino acids.
CAUCGAAGCCGUCUGGUGGUGGACCUCCAACGAAGCCACGUCGCCAUCGAGCUCCAGUCGUCCGUCGAAGCUCCAGCUCCAACCGUCCGCCCGUCCGUUGCCGUCACCUCUUUAUAAUGGCUUCAUCAAGUGCUUCGGUUACACAAAGUGUUGGAUAUUCUGAAGCAUCCACACUUAAAAGGAGAUCAAAUGAUGUAGGGUGGGAAUAUGGUAAUUUAGUUGAUGGAAAAAAUUUGGAUAAAGUAAAAUGCUUGUUGUGCGAGAAAAUUUUAUCCGGUGGAGUGCAUCGAAUAAAAGAGCAUAUUGCUCAUAUACAAGGAAAUGUUGCUCCAUGUUCUAAAGCUACUAAAGAUGAUCAACUUAAGUGUAGAACUGCACUCAAUGAAGCCAAGAUGAGAAGGAAAAAUAAAAAAACUAAUGAAGAUAAUUUAAGAGCCGAGGUGAAUAUUGAUGGUAGAAGUGAGUCAAUUGAUGUUGAGGACUUGCAAGGGUCUCUUGAAUCUAAAGUGAAAGGAUAUAUAUGUAGAUGGGCAUAUGAGGCCGCUAUUCCUUUUCAUGCAUUUGAAAAAGAUAGCUUUAAGAUGAUGUUAGAAGCAGCUGCACAAUUUGGUCCCGGAGUUGAAUCACCAAGUAGAUAUGAGAUGAGUGAAACAUUCUUGAAAAAAGAAGUUGAUAAAGUGAAAGAGUCUUUGAAGAUACACAAAGAGGAGUGGAAGCAAAAUGGAUGCUCAAUCAUGACGGAUGCUUGGACCGAUAGAAAGAGAAGAAGUGUAAUGAAUUUGUGUGUGAAUUCAACUUUAGGCACCGUUUUCCUUUCUUUUAAAGAAUGUUCACUUGAUUCACACACAAGUGAAUAUAUUUAUGAGUUUGUUGAGCAUGGCAUUGAACAAGUUGGAGUUGAAAAUGUUGUUCAAGUUGUCACAAAUAAUGCCUCAAACAACAUGGGAGCUUCAAAGUUGUUGAAAGAGAAGAGGCCAACCAUCUUUUGGACUUCUUGUGCCACCCACACGAUAAAUCUAAUGCUUCAAAGCAUUGGAAAUCUCCCAAGGUACAAGAAAGUCCUUGAUCAAGCAAAGGCUUUAACGAUCUUUAUUUAUGCUCAUCACAAGACUUUGGCAAUGAUGAGAACUUUCACAAACAAGAGAGAUAUAGUGAGGCCCGGUGUGACUAGAUUUGCAUCUUCAUUCCUUACUUUGCAAAGUUUAGCCGAGAAGAAGAUUGAAUUAAGUGCAAUGUUUUCUAGCAAUGAAUGGGAGGCAUGUAAAUUUUCCAAGAUAGCUAAAGGGAAGGUAGCACACACAACCGUAACAAGUUUGGAAUUUUGGCAAGGUGUAACGGCAUGUUUGAAGGUUUUUGCACCAUUGGUGAGAGUACUUCGACUUGUUGAUUGUGAUAGCAAGCCAUCAAUGGGGUUUGUAUAUGGUGAGCUUAUGAGAUCAAAAGAGGAAAUCAAACAUGCUUUGUCCGAUGUCCCAAUGAACUAUAAAUCGAUUAUUGACAUUAUUGAAGAAAAAAUGAAAGAUAGGCUUGACUCUCCUCUUCAUUUGAUGGCAUAUUUUUUGAAUCCUUAUUACCAUUAUAAGGAUCCACAACUUCAUUUGAACGAAGUUGUAGCUGUUGGAGUUGUUGAUUUUUGUGAUAUUCUAUUUGUCAAUGAUUUUGAAAUGCAAAAUAAGAUUUUAAGUGAAGAAUUGCCAAAAUAUAAGAAGAAGGAGGGGAUGUUUGGAAGAAGUAUCACAAUCAAAGCAUGUGAGGUGAAUGAUGACAACUUUAAUCCCGCAAAUUGGUGGUCAAAUUUUGGUACCUCAGCCCCUUUAUUGAGAAGAAUAGCCAUGAAGAUUCUUUCUUUAACAUCUAGUUCUUCGGGGUGUGAAAGAAAUUGGAGCACGUUUGAAGGGAUACAUACAAAGAAGAAAAAUAGAUUUGAAUCAAAUCGUGUCAACAAUUUAGUUUUUGUCCAAUUUAAUGCUACUCUGAUGAACAAGAGCAAGCAAGAUAAAAAUAUUGAAAAGUUGGUUGGUAGUGAUGCAAGUUUAGUACAAGAUUGGAUUGUGGAAAAUCUUGAGAAUGAUGAGACUGAGCCGGGAUUGGAUUGCAACAAUAAUGCUAUGGAAGUGGAUGAAGUAUUACAACCCCGUAGAAGUGCUAGAUUGAGGGAUCUUGAUGAAGAUAACUUUGAAUCGGAAGGGGAAAGUGAGGAGGAAAUAAAUGAAGUGGAGUUUGAAGAUGAUGGGCAACGUGUUAUUGAGCAAUAUGGACAAGAUGAAGAAAUUGACAAUGAUCCUAUUCAAUCAUGAUUCAUGAAUCACUUUGGAUUUCAAAACUUUAAAAUUUGGACUUGAAUGUUGAAUUUUUGUUGAAUGUUAAUUAUGUUGUAACUCGUAAGUUUAAACUUUAAACAAUGAUACUUGGAUGUUGUUUCA